AUGGUGGUGAAGAGCGACCGCACUGAGCCCUUGGAUCCUCCAAAGGCAGCUGCGAAGGCGGAGCCCGAAACAACGGCCUCCUCGCCCUCCGCUGCCGAUCCUGACGAUGGAGUUGGCGACGGGCCAGAAGCUGCACCCGUGGUCGAGGAGGACACGCGCACGGCAGCCAGCAAUGCGCCCGUUGGCGAUGUGAAUUUCGAAGACGAUGAGGAGCAGGACUCCAGUCCUACCAAAGAGCCACCGGCACCAGCAGAGCCUGCCCCGGCUCCGCCUCCUGCCAACGAUGCCGCGCCUCCUUCGAACGGGGAGAUCGGCAUCGGCAGCCAGGUGGAGAUCAAGGGCUUGAAGAGCAAACCGGAACUCAACGGCCGCCGUGCCACAGCCGGCCUCUGGUGCAGAGCAAGCGGGGAGCAGGUUUUGCAGUGGUGUUUUCAGGAGGAGUCAGUCAUGUACUUGUCCUCGAUGAUGCAAGGCAAGCAACAGCUCCAGAUCUCUCAGGUGUCAGCAUGCUGUCAGCAGGGCCGAAUGCAAUGUGAUCCAGCAGGGUCGAUGCGGUGUGCUGCUUUAGCUGUCACCCUCCCUUGA
This is a messenger RNA of Symbiodinium sp. CCMP2592, 585 nucleotides long. The record is from the annotation of a GenBank genome assembly. NCBI's taxonomy places the organism in Eukaryota, Dinophyceae, Suessiales, Symbiodiniaceae.